AUGGCUGAAAAUUUGGAAAAUGCUAUGGUCAAUCAGACACCUAGCAAACAGCUUCAACUUCGUUCCUGUCACUCACCAGUUUCAAUAUCUGGCAUCGGAGAGGCGAGUAUCAUCGCCGAUAGGUGUGUUGACAUCUUUGCUCAAGCGCAAGAUGGCAGCUUCUCAACAUCGUUUGCAGCACUAAUCACACGAAGCAUAACCGACUAUCAGCCGAACUUUGAUAUCAACGUUGACGGCUGGAAUAUACCCAAUAACAUUAAACUGGCUGAUCCCACAUUUUUCAAAGCAAGUCGCAUUGACCUUUUGAUUGGAGCUGAACUUUUCUAUGACCUAAUUUGCGUUGGGCAAGUUAGGAUAGCUGACCAUCUUCCUACGCUACAAAAAACUAAGUUAGGCUGGGUGGUUUCAGAAGGGGUAUCGCACUUCAAUAGUCGCUCCACAGCUCUUUCGUCCUUCAGAAAUCCAAAGCCACUAGGAGAUAGUAAUGACAUACUGGCAAGCAUUGUCACGCGCUUUUGGGAGGUCGACAAUAGAUUCGCCGCAACCCCUAACCCAACCUUGUCAGAUGAAGAUGUUUUCUGCGAGAAGCAUUUCGUACAAAAUCACGUUCGUCUGCCAUCAGGAGCGUAUUCAGUAAGGCUACCUCCUAAAUCUAAUUUCGAUAUUCUCGGUGACUCGUACGACCUUGCUUUACGGAGAUUCAAGGCUCUAGAAAGAAAGCUUCAAAGAGAUCAACCCACAAAGCGUUUAUACUCAGACUUCAUGCAGGAAUACAUGGAUCUUGGUCACAUGUCAAUGGCAUCAUUACUAGCAGGCGCUCCGGUUUACUACCUACCCCACUAUUGUGUUCGAAAAGAAGAUAGUACUACUACAAAAUUGCGUGUAGUAUUCGACGGAUCUGCUAAAACCACUUCUGGGCACUCUUUAAACGAUUUGUUGCUGUCAGGACCAACUAUACAACCGAAACUUUUUAGCACAUUACUUCGUUUCAGAUUUUUCAAGGUUGCGCUUUGUGGUGAUAUAUGCAAAACGUAUCGCUGUGUUAAAAUGGCUAACCCUGAUAACCAGUUGCAAUGCAUACUUUGGCGUGAUGAUCCAUCAGAGGAAAUAAGAAUGUAUAAGCUCGACACUGUGACAUAUGGUACAAGGCCAGCUGCGUUUUUAGCCAUUCGGGCUAUGCACCAACUUACGUUUGACGAAGAAGAAGCAUUCCCCAUCGGGGCAAAAAUCAUUCGAAGCGACUUUUACGUAGACGACUUAAUUUCUGGUGGUGAUACGAUUGAAGAAGUCAUGCAAAUGAAGCAGCAGGUGAAGCAGCUACUUCGACGAGGAGAUUUUCCUAUUCGGAAAUGGUGUUCGAAUGAAGCUGUCGUUCUUAAAGAUGAAGAUGAGCAAGACUGCGAACAAUUCUUGAAGUUUCAUGAUGGUACCGAUGUUACAAAGGCGCUCGGCCUUGUGUGGGACCCCAUAUCAGACCAAUUUCUGUUUAGCUUCACGCCAAUUUCAAAUUCGGGAAAAAUCACAAAACGUUCGAUUCUCUCGGUAAUAGCGCGGUUCUAUGAUCCACUUGGGUUAAUUUCGCCUGUAAUUACAAGUUUGAAGGUAUUUAUGCAAGCCUUAUGGAAAGAAAAGUUGGAUUGGGACGAAAGUUUGCCGCAGUCCCUGCAUUGUACAUGGUUGGAUUUGUGCAGUCAACUAUCCAUCGUUAGCAGCCUUCGCUUCCCACGCUUCGUACUCGCUAUGCAG
This is a messenger RNA of Rhagoletis pomonella (apple maggot), 1746 nucleotides long. RefSeq lists its product as uncharacterized. Lineage: Eukaryota; Metazoa; Arthropoda; Insecta; Diptera; Tephritidae. The record is from RefSeq and is a predicted model, not a curated record. The transcript is spliced from 2 exons. The annotation marks the transcript as partial.